Messenger RNA from Epinephelus fuscoguttatus (brown-marbled grouper), 7543 nucleotides. RefSeq names its product cyclic nucleotide-gated cation channel beta-1-like. The transcript has 7 exons. The record is from RefSeq and is a predicted model, not a curated record. NCBI's taxonomy places the organism in Eukaryota, Metazoa, Chordata, Actinopteri, Perciformes, Serranidae. The coding region runs from base 227 to 2587 and encodes 786 amino acids.
GAUACAGGAGAGAGAGAGAGAGAGAGAGAGAGAGAGAGAGAGAGAGAGAUGAACAAUAUUCUGCCAAUACAGAUUUAUCUCUUCUGCUCUAAUUCACCGGCAACAUAAUAGUCCAGGUCGAUAUAUCCUUCCUCUCUCUCUCCCCCUGUCCCUCUCUCUCCGCUCCUCUCUCCUCUCACUCUCUACCUCUCUCCACCACACACACAUACACGCGCCGUCAGCUUGUAUGCGUCCCUCCUCGAGCCAGCGGGUGGCCGCCUGGCUGCUCGCGCUGCCGUUGGGGAGAGGUGGAGAGGAAUGCGCGCGCCGCGGCCGCCUGGAGAUGAUCUCGUUUUGGUUGCUGUGCUGGAAGCUGUUGAGAGCAACAGCUGGGCUAAGGAGGGCCACAGCUGAGCUAACGGACGUCAACCACGAGAACAGCAGCUCUGGAAACAAUAACCUUGUCAACGACUCUCCCACUCCUAUACAGCCAACAGAUCCAGUUGCCAUGGAAAUCAGUUCAUCGCCACCACUAACAGACAUGGAGAGAGAAAACUUGGUCAGCUGGCACAGUCAGGAAGUGGAGGAGCUCCAUUACCCAGAGGUCCUUGGGGUGCAGCAGCCAAUCGGGGACAAGCAGGAGGAAGAUGAGGCUGCAGAGAAAGACAAUGGAAAAAGAGAUGGAGAUGAGUGUGACUAUCUUGUUUUUGAGAUAGGAGAGAAGAAGGGAAGGGGUGAAGAAGACAAAAGUGAAGGAGGACACACCACUGACAAAGGAGGAGAGGGAGAAGAAGAUGGAGAAAGAGGAGAAACAGGAAGAAAAGAAGAAGACAGUGGAGAAACAGAGAAGGAUGAAGGAGGAAGAGGAAAAACAAAAGAAGAGAAUGGAUGGAUUGGAGAGACAGCCGGAGAGAUGAAAGAUGAUACUCUGUCAGAGCUCCUCUUCAUCUCUGAUAGCUCAGUGUGUCCUUCAUCAUCAGAGCCCCCGACUGUCACCUCAGAUCCUUCAGAGCAACCUGCAGCAGCCAUGGUACAUGAGACCUGGGGUCACGACCUCAGCAACAGAGAUGAUCUUAGCGACAGUCACCUUAGUGACUGUCUUCAAGCUGAAUUGGCUAUCGUGUACUCGGACAGCGAGGCAGGGGAGGAUCAAUGGGCAGCCUUCACAUCCUGUGAUGUCACUAACCAGGAAGAAGCAGGUGGCGGGAUUCAGAAUAGCAUCUGUGAUGGAGAGCGCAAGGAAGAGGAGAGAGGUGUGGACGAUGAGGAGAGAGGGGUACAAAAGGAUAAGGCAGAAGUAGAGACUGGAUGGGAGGAGCUAGAUGGGAGAAGAGGCAGGGAUGAUGAUGAGGAGCAAAUGAGAUCAAGGAGAGAUCUUUUCCUGCGAUCUCCUUCUGUCAGCUCCACAGCCAGCUCCACAGACCCCGACAGGAAGGUUCCUGUAGAUUUCUGUGUCCAACAAGAGACCCACAGUGAAAAUGUCUCCACUGAGCAUGUGGACUUUCUGUUGGCCCGCCAGCAGUGGAGGAAAAUGGAGGAGGAGGUCAAAGGUCAGCCAAUUCCCAAACCAGGGCUCAGAGCUCAGGGGAGUUUCCAGGGAACCCACACUGCACUGUACCCCCCCACUCGCAGCCCCCGACUCAAACACAGGGAAAUGCAACCACCAGUGCCCAGGGAGCCCCCCCUGUCCUCCACCCUGUCCCCCACUUCAGAGGACUCAGGCCUGGAUGACUUGUCAUACCGCAGCCCACUGGAGGAGCCAGAGAGCGCUGUGGAGAGAGAGAUCCGACUGACUCUGGAGAGAGAGGAACGACACCGCAGGGAGAGGGGGGGGAUUUCACAGGGCCUCACUAUACCCAGACCCUCUACGUUGCAAACAGGACGAUCUCCACCCAGACCUCCAGCCUGCCGCACCCCUACCUUGUCCAUCUCCCCAUCACCUUCCUGCUCCUCCUCCCUUCCCCGAUCUGUCUACCAUGAAAUGACAGCCAAUAAUGUCAUUAUCUUGGAGCCCGACUGCUCCAGCUCUGCCUCCAGGAACCGCUUACUCUCCUCUGCAAUUGGGGGCCUCUCCGAUUGGCCAACAAGCCAGGAUGCAGUUCCUUCCGCCAGUGUCAUUGUAGUGGAAACCUCCAAUCUCAUCAUUCGCAGUGCUUCAGAGUUCUGCCUAAGCUCCGCCCCUGUAUCAAUGGAAAUGCAGGAGAGCACUUUUUCAUCCAAUCCGUUCUUUAAGCUACGUUCCCUCAGCAGCCAAUCGCUGGUGGAGCAAGAGAUCCGCUUGGUGAGACAGAGGGAGGAGGAGUGGAGGAAGCAGAGGGAGGAGAUGUGGAGGAGGAGGAGGGAGGAGGAGUGGAAAAGAGGGAGAGAGAGGUAUGACACUGUGCUGGUGUCUCCAGGCCUGAACGAUAGCAUCAGCUACAACGUGCCAGAGGUCCCAGACAGAUGUGUCUCCUCCCCAUCAUCCCCCUCCAGGACCCGCAAAAUGGAACGAUCCAGUAUGUCUUGUGACCACAAGUUCCCCCCUUGUCUCUCUUCGGUGUCAAGACGACCAAACGCCAUGGCGCAGCGAUGGGAGGCCUCCCUAUUAGCCAAUCAGAAGAAGGAGUGAGCAACAACAGUGCUCAACUAUCAGCCAUUUAAAAGCCAAAAUGAAAUCUUACGCCUCUAUUCCUUCGUCCUUCUGUCCAGAAAACUCUCACAGUCCUGUCUGUCUGCAGCUGAUGUCUGAUGUUUGUCACCGCUGUGGGUUUGAAACCAGUGGGUCACAAAUGUGUUGUCUGAAGGAUGCCCCAUGAGAGAAGGACUGUUUCUUUCAGUCAGCUUGGUUUCAAAGAUUAAGGUAAUUAAGCUAGUUUGACUUUCUACUAUGAAAAUGUUAAAAAGUUUCAUAGUCAAAGUGGUCUUUUGCAUGACGUCUGAAACAGUAUGACUGUAUGAAACAAUGGAACUGCCAGCCAUGUCACAGUUUAGACAUUUUUUAUGUACUGUAUAUUAUAACUUUUGUGGACUUGUAAGGCACAGGAGGCUUGUCAUAAUAAUGACUGAAUACAAAGUUACAAUUUAAUAAUACCACUGUUUUUGAUAUUUCACCCAGAUUUUAUGAAAACCUUUGAAGCACAUGUCAGAAUCUGCGGUAUUCUCCUUUAAUAUUUAGUAUUAACAGCACUUUGAUAUCUAGAUAUGUGUGAAUUAUGGUACUGGUACAGCUGCUGAUAUUUAUUGAUUUUUAUGACUGACUGACUGUAAUGCAAUGAUUUUCAAACUUUUUCUGGGCAGUCACAUUUUAAUUUCACAUAUUAAUUCAGUCUAUUUAUUUUAAAAUGACAGACAACAUACAGCAUUUUUUUAUAUUGUAGCUAUGCAUAGCAAAGAUUUGAGACGGUAGCCUACAUGCAAAAAAAAAAAAAAAAAAAAAGAUAUACCAUAUUGUGUUCUUUUCAAAUGACACUAUGUGUAUUUUACCAACCCAGACUUUGAAAAUCACUGCAAUAGUGAAAUGUUAUAAUGAGCCAUAUAGAUCAAAAGAGUUUUGAUGUUCCAGGUUUCCAUGUUGGCCAAAGACUGCUGGCUGCUAACUGGAUAGUACCAUAGAGUGCCCCAGGAAUAAGUUCUAAAAUCUGGAAAUGAGUCAGCAUUUUAGCACUGGCGGUUCCCUCGUCUCAAAGUCAGUGGGUUUUUUGAAUGGGUUUUUGGUUAGAUUCCUGAAAUAAGGUCUGUAGUAAGCGUGUAAGUACCAUAAACGUUUGUUUGCCACAGAGUUUAUUUUCUGCAGUAAUCCAAAAUCCUAUGGAAAAAUCCCGUAGGCUUAAACCAGGGCAAAACUAACUUUCUUGUCAGCCUACACAUUGUAGAAAGACAUAAUGUAUUUUAGCUAGGGAUGUCAAAAUAAUGCAUUAAUUUUGAUAAAUUAAUCAAAGAAAAAUUAACGCAUCAAAAAAAAAACACUGAUUGAUCACAUUCCAUGGUGCCCUUUGACCCGGUGCGUCAUUAAAGGCCACAGGGGCUUUGUCAUUUGAUAGAGACAGAUGAGACAAAGCUGCUUGGCCCCAUAAAUGGAACAUAUACAUUUGAUAAACGCCCAGAUGGAACUGUUGAUAGGAGCACGGUUCUCAGCAGUUUCUGCAGUAAGUAAUUUUUUUACCAUCAGAGUACUUCCAGCCUGAAAUAUCACCUCAACACAAAGCAUAUAGCAAUGAACCUGCAGAGUCCUGAGCUAGCACAGCCUCUAUUGCUAGCGCUAUUAGCCAACCGCGUAAAGCCACAAUCAACCAGGUGUUCAGACGCAAACUGAGUUAAGUCUAUACUGUGAUCGACUAACUAACUCCCUUGCAAAAUGGAUUGAAAAGGACUCUAGACCAUUUUCGGUGGUAAAGGACAGGAGGACCAUUGUGUCCAAAAUCCAGUAACUUUACGACCGACUGCCAAAAUUCAUUUGAAUUGAAAUUUUUUGUAAAUGAUUUUUGAUUAAUAAUCACAGAGCCUGUAAUUAAUCAGAUACAUUUUUUAAUUGCUUGACAACCCUAAUUUCAACAUUAAAAAGUUAGUGUCCAGGCUGCUUUAAGUUGACUGAAUUUGAGAAGACAAGUUGAGGUACUUUUGUAAUGAUUCAAUGUGUCGUCCCAAAUUCAGUCAGCUUAGAAAUUAAAGGCAGCUCCCACACUAACUUUUUUAAAUUAAAUACAAAUAGUUUCAUUUUACAGUGCAGAAAAUGUCAUUGCUGGAGCACUCUAUUUGGGUCACAGUGGCACAGACUAGCUUUUGCCUCUGCUUUGGAGGACAUUGCUUGUUACCGCGAUAGUGUUCAGGAGUGGGGUGCAGUUUUGUGGUCUUCUGAUUAACUCAGUGGGACAAUGUAAACAGCAGUCUUUUUUGAGGACAUCGUCUUCAACUUGCAAACCAUGCUAGCGUUCUUUACUUUUAGCUUUCUUUUGACGUCAACAUGUAAUGCACAGCGUGCAACACAGGGCAUGGACAUUUUUGACUAACCAACAACUGUGCAAGUUGAGCCUGAGCUCAUUUUUAAAACAGUAUAAAUGAUGUAAUAUUAGUUUUGGUUCGCUCUGUUUGCCCAUUGACUUCUGAAGAAAUGUGAGGCAGAAAGGGUAAAAUAGCAGAGCUAUUUGAACAAAAGAAACUUCUAAUAUGGAUGCCAGAGAGACCUGACACACACAAGCACACUCCACAUGGCAGUGCUUGCAUUGCUAGCUAGAUUUCAGCUAAUGUCUUUACAACUGUUAUAUAGGUCAUUGGCAGUUUGGAGCAAACAGAUAAACAGCUGUCAGAUGCAUGUGGAUAACUCAAUAUUCACAUUCAGUCUGAACACACCUUUGAAAUAGACCUCUACAACCUGGUCAAACUGUCUGUCUGCGGCUCUGCUUUUUUAGCAAAAGAACUUCUGAAAGAACUAAAUAUUCUAUUCCUUGAGUCUAGUGAAGAGUUUUACAUAUUUUUAUGUCCUGUCUUGAUCCCUAAAAAUAGAUUUAUUGUAUUGUAUUUUUGCUGCAUAUAUUUAUGAAUUGAGCAAUGCUUUUAAAUCCUUAAAGCUUUUAUUUGUAAAGGGUUUAUAUUGUGUCAGAAUGACUGAAUAUGAAGUGGAAGUCUGCAAUGUUUUUUAGGAGAUGACUUCUGUGUGUGCAUGUGUGUGUUUUAUAGCUAUCAGCUAGUAAGAGCUUCCUUUAGUUUGACUUAUAGCUCCAAAACAAGCUCACUCACUAGUUUCUCCAUUUAACUCAACCUGAAUCCGCUGUCAAAUAAAGGUGCAUUCAAGUCAACUCAGAAAUGGAAGACUUUAACUGCCAGGGUGAAAUAAUACCAGGUGAGUGGAAUGCUAGUCAGUUUAGCAUCAUUAUAUUUUUUGGUUGUGCUUUAGGCUUUGAUGUGUUUACACUACUGUGUUACAGUAUAAAUAUACAACAAAGGAUCAAACCACCUUGGUAGCUGAUUAACUACAUUUGAGCUGUGAGUCACUGUGCAACCUGAAACUGUUUUGAUACAUAUGAUGUAGCUUGUAUCUGUAUAUUUGGAGGUUCAACUCUAUCUUAGUAUAAUACUACAGUUCAUAUGUACAUUAAAAUAGUUGUUGGUUGCUGUUUUCCUCCUCUUCAUACUGGCUGUGUAUUUUGUCUGACAUAUUCAUAAAUAAGUGUUUGGCCAUUGACAUCCACGGCCUUUAAAUGAUGUUGUUAGAUCAAGGGUGAGGCAAUAUCAUGAGUUUGCCAUUGUUUCUCAAACUACCUUUUCCGAAGUUUAUUUAGUGAUUUAGUCUGUCCAGUACAACAAAAGAGAACAUAGUGGCAGAUUUUUCUAUAGGCAACACAGGUGGCUGCCUAGGGCACCACCCAGAGGGGGGGAACUGAUUAGAAUUUGGUGGUCAAACGUCAAUGUGACCUCACAGAAAAUGUUUUUGACCAUAAUUCAGGAAUUCAUAAGCUCAUUAUUACAGUAUUUUACAAAAAUGUCUAAUUGGAUAAAAUGAUGAAGUGCUGGAAUUUUAUAUCCAAAAGGUCAUCAUAAUGUUCUGCAAAAAUACUUUUCUGGCAUUAUUCAAUGUCAUAUCUCAGGAAUAGAAGGGGAGACAUUUGGUCAGAUACUGAAUUGGUGACACUAAUCUUGGGUGCCCACCUUACCCAGGGCACCAAAUGUGCUGGGUCAAGCACUGAGAGAAUGACAUAUACAGCAAAGAUGUGUGAAUUAUCUGCACUCUGGGACUCUGUCCUCCCACGCCAAUGGAAUUUUCUUCUAGACUGUAACUCUAGAAGAUUUCCACUUGAUUCGGCUUACUUAAAUUGCAGAGACCCCAUAAUAGCUGCAGUUUUGCCCAGAAUUAGUCUGGGAAUGUUUGUUGAGCAUCUGUUCUAUUGUGUUCACGCUAGGGGGAGAUCCAUUUAGGGCAAGCAUGGAGAGGAGGAUUGAUUCCAGUAAACAGUAACUGUUUCAGUGCACCUAUAGCAUGUGGGUGUUACAUUAAGGUAGAAAAAUCUGAACAUAUUCUUUAAGAGCAAAAAUCUUAGAGCUGUGAUGUCAUGAGAUUCUGAGAUGUAUUGAAUGCACAAUAAUAACUGCUAUGUCUGAAGCAGGGCAUGUUGUCAUGAUGUUCCUGUGUUAGAUAUUCUGUAUGAUAUCACAUAUUACACACUACAUGCACUCAGUGUUUGCCCUGUGAUUUGGGCUGUUAUAUUCACAUCCAUACCUGAUUCAGCUCCUGUUUUAGCCUCAGUGCAGUCAGCUUUACUAUAUAAGAUACUUUAUUACUCCACAACUUUACUUUAAGUUUUUAGAAGACAGUGCAUUUAGUCAUUAAGUUCUUUAACAUUUCUGGAUUUCUCUUGUCAGGUGUGGUAGAGUUCAUGAAUACAAAGGGUGACACUACAUGCUACUUGCUAGAAUAUUCUGUAUGGUCUCAUAGAAACAGCUGUCCAUACUAUUAUAGCUUUUCCUCACUAGCCUAACAUAAUUUAUUCUGGCUCUGUUUAUUACUUAGUUUAUUUGCCUUGAGUUUUAGUCUAUUAUUGCCAAAUUAAAGCUCUGGUGAUGACAUCUUCAAUAAACUCCUGAAACCUUUUGU